GUGGUAAGAAAGUGAGGAGGAUAUAAUGUAAAUAACUGUGGCACGGCAGAGUUGAUAAAUUUCACUUUAGUAUGCCAUAUACGGAAGAUUACAUUAAGAAUAAAUUAAUCACAGAGCUUGGAGCUUUACAUGUGGAAGUUGAAGAUCAAUCUGAUGGUUGUGGCGCAAAGUUCUCUGUGGUGAUUGUCUCUGAUAAAUUUGAAGGGAAACCUUUACUGCAACGGCACAGACUGGUAAAUUCAGUUUUGGAAGAAGAACUGAAAGAAAUUCAUGCGUUUUCACAACAGACGUUAACACCAGAACAGUGGAAAAAGAAGCACGCUUGAUAAUGAUUCCUUUAGAAUUUGCUAGGAAAUAGUCAAUGAAGG
Molecule: messenger RNA, 368 nt
Organism: Orussus abietinus
Lineage: Eukaryota; Metazoa; Arthropoda; Insecta; Hymenoptera; Orussidae
Product: bolA-like protein 2
Exons: 3
Coding region: 72-326 (84 amino acids)
Biological process (GO): intracellular iron ion homeostasis
Cellular component (GO): nucleus; cytosol
Molecular function (GO): 2 iron, 2 sulfur cluster binding
Source: RefSeq, a predicted model, not a curated record